Messenger RNA from Culex quinquefasciatus (southern house mosquito), 4578 nucleotides. RefSeq names its product tonsoku-like protein. The transcript has 4 exons. Bases 207 to 4526 code for a protein of 1439 amino acids. Lineage: Eukaryota; Metazoa; Arthropoda; Insecta; Diptera; Culicidae. The record is from RefSeq and is a predicted model, not a curated record. Gene Ontology annotation, molecular function: protein binding.
AAGUUGGAAAACCGCGCGAAAUUCUACGGCCGUGUUGUUCUUUGCAAUUUGAGAAGGUUUCGAAGGACGUGAAUUUUGUAAAAAUCUGCGAUUUUUCGGGAAAGUUUACUGAUUUUUGUCAGUAUGGAAAUGAAAUUAGAGUGAUUAGUGGUGCCUGGUGAUAUUUGCGAAGAAAUUUGUAGUUAAACGCCGGGAGAUACGCUGCAAUGAGUUCCGAAACCGACGUGGAAGAGCAGCGACUGCUCCGUCGCAAGAAAAAGGCCUCCGAAGCUGGAAACCUGCUCCUGCUGGCCGAGGCAUGCCGGAAAUUGGGCGAGAUGUACCACGAGCAAAGUGAACACCGAAAGGCACUCAUCGAGUACAAGCUGGUGGCCAAAGCGUUCCAGAACCUGAAAAUGCAAAUGGAACUGGGCCGGGCGCACCGGAUGAUUGGCGAACAGUUCAACAUGCUGGGAGAGUUUGAAAAGGCGCUGCAGUACGAUCGAAGCUAUCUGGACAUUGCGAAACAGGAAAAGGACCACGUUGAGGUGCAGAGGGCUCACGUUACGAUUGGGCGGACGUUUCUGAUGAAGGGACAGAGCUGCGAGAAGCUCGAACAAGCGAUGGAACCACUGAUGGAGGCGGAGAGGUCAUUCGAACGGAGUUUGAAGUUGAGCCGGGAGUUGAAGAGCAUUGGGCGGUUGGAGCAGGUCGACAUGGAAGCGAGAUCUCUGCUGAAUCUGGGCGUGACGAAGGAGCACCAGGGCAACUGGGAGCAGGCCACCGAGUACAUGCAGAAGGCGACGAAGCUCGCCGAGAACAACGACCUGACCGAGUUGCUGCACCAGUGUUACACCACGUCGGCGCUGCUGUUCAACUCGAAGCUGAACAAUCACGCACGAGCACUGAAAGCCCUCUCGGAAGCGCUGGAAGUUGCGUCCCGGCUGCAGAACAAGGCCACCAAGAUGUGCGAGACGUUGAUCACCAAGGCGGACAUUCUGAUCAAGACGGGCGACUUUCAGAGCGCUCGCCAAGCGCUGAAGCAGGCGUACAAGCUGCGGACGCCGGUCGCGACCGACGCGGACAACAUUGAACGCCGGUUGAAAGUGCUGGUGGCGGUUUGCCGCGUCGAGGACGAGUUGAUCAUGACCGGCAGUGAAGAGUACAGAAAGAAGAAGGGAUUGUACGAGCGGAUGGGAGACGGCGCCUGCAAGCUGGAGAACUACGCGAAGGCCAUCGACUACUAUCUGAAAAUGCUGGAGUGUGCGCAGCUCGCGGGGGAAGCCGAUCGCGAUUUGAUCCCGAUCUACGUCAGUCUGUACCAGACGUACAAGGACAACAAGCAGUACGACGAUGCGUUGGUUUAUUUGUGGCAGGAGUACGAGUUGAUCGACGAUGACCCGGAGGAGGCGUACAAUACGCUGUUGAGCAUUGCGGACGUGUUUGAGGCGCAGAAGAAGUCCUGGAACGAGGUGGAUGAAAUCUAUCAGCGCGCUCGUGCGCAGGCCAAGAAGCUCAAGUCGCUUCCGAAGGAACGGGUAGCGAUUAAGCGCUGCGUUGCGAUGCUUAAGCGGCAAGGGAUGGAAAUGAUGGCGGAACGGCUUGAAAAGGAGGCCACCGGGAUGGGUAUGGACUUGGAGAACAGCGUCGCUGAGGACAGUGACGAUUCGGACACUCAGGAUGAAACGGAAACUUCGAUUGAGUACGCAAUCAAUUCGCUGGAAAUUGGCGAGGAUGUCGACUUGGCCGAGCUGUCCAAUUCGGACGAUGAGAGACCGAAGCCGUUGGAUAAAUCGCUGGAGGGUAAGAAUACCCGAAAGAGAGGAACCACUUUCAAGGUGAAGAAGAACAACAAGGGAGAGUCGCAACUUCACCAGGCGUGCAUCGGCGGUAACUUUGUACUCGUGCAAAAGCUGCUUGAUCAAGGCCAUCCCGUGAACGUCCGCGAUAACGCCGGUUGGUUGCCGUUGCACGAGGCCUGCAUUCAUGGCCACAAGGAAAUCGUUGACCUGUUGCUGGAUCGAGGAGCGUACAUCAACGACAAAGGUGGUACCAGCUGCGAUGGAAUCACUCCGCUGUACGACGCUUGCUCCAACGGGAACUUGGAAGUGGUGGAACUGCUGCUUGAUCGCGGAGCAAACUGUACGCAGCGAACCGACUCCGGCGAUACAACGUUGAACGUGCUGCAGCUUUGGUUCGAAGGCGUCCAGAAAAAACUGGCUCCCGAGAUCAUUUCGUAUUACAACACGAUCUACCACCGAAUCAAGGGCUAUUUUGAUGUGGCCGCUGUUAAACCAGACGAAUCGGCAACCGUUCCCGAUGCAAUUCUCAACGACUCACAGCCAGCCGGUCGAUCAACCCGUCGCCGAGCAAUCCAACCCAUUCGUUCGGGCUCCGAGUCUGGAAAUGAAGAAACACGAUCAGCUCGCUCGACCGUUCGCAACUCCGCAAAACAACCGUCCAAACGCCGACCGCUUCCCGAGGUGCGCUCGGACUCGUCCGGCCUGUCGUCCGACUCGGAACCGGAAGAGCAGAUCCGACCUCGCGCCUCAAAACCCGGCGUAUUCGACUACCAAACCGCGAUCGAAGCGGUUCGCAAACGCACCAACGCUCAGCUGUCACCGCUGAAGGACCCCAACCCGGCCCCGUCCAAGCGAACCGCCCACAUGCGCCGCGAAGAGGUCGGCGACGACUGGCUGGUGGCAGAUGUGAAUCCCGCCACAAAGCGACAGAAAUUCCUCUCCGACAAGGACUAUUCCGAACCAUCAGUUAAAUCAUCCCGUCGCAGCUUGGAGGACCUCGUAUCCCCGCAAAAGUCCGUCGCCAGCAGCAAAGGGUCGAACCGCGCACGGCAGCGAAGCGUUUCCCUUGACCCCGCUCCGGACGCCAACCAGAUCCUGAUGAGCGCCUCGAACCGAAGUUUCUCCCGGGCACCUUCCGCCCAAUCGAAAUCUCACCGGCAGAGCUUAACCGGCAGCAACCGGUACCAGGGAUCGCUGCUGGAAGCGGGCUUCAGCGUGAGCUCCCGGUCGGUCGGUUCGAACGGAUCCGCGGUGGAUGAUCCGGAAGACGUGCGGUUGCUGAUGUCACCGUCGAAGGAGAGCGUCGCAUCGUCGUCCGGAGAUAAUAGACCGAGCGGGAUGACGACGACGAAGGCGCCGGGUUUGGUGUUGCCGCCGUCAAUGGUGCGAGUUCUGGUGGACGGAGAUCAGAUUGAUGUGGACUACGAUCAGGACCAGGAGAUGGGACUUAGCGUCGGGUGGUUGGCCGAGGAGGUGGCCAAGCGAUACGGAAUCAAACACGGCAAACGACCCCUGCUGAAGCUGAUGCGCUCGGACAACAGCCUGUGCAUGGAUUCGGAACCACUCUCGACCGUGCUGGAAAAAACCGACCCGGUCAUCAAAUCGUACGUGAUCGAGUACACCUCGCUGCGGGGAGAUCAGUUCUACGAGGACAGCUGCCGGCUGCGCGAUCUUGAACCCGUAACCGCGCUGAUGAGCGCGCUCAACCUGAUGGAAAACACAGGCAAGCUCGCCCUGAAGCGAGACUUUUUCGCGGGCACCACGCGCCAGUUCGACGUCCUGUUUCAAGCCAUCGGCUGCCAGGGCAGUACGCGGGAGCUCAACCUGUCGAUGAAUCAGCUCACGGACGCGGAGUUGCAGGGCUUCGUCGAGAAGCUUCCGGUGCUGAAGAACUUGGAACGGUUGAACCUCGCGAUGAACCCGCUAACGCAGAAGAGCAUCUUCAGUAUGUCCACCAAGCUGGCGUCGCUUCCGGACAUGAUCUACAUGACUGAGCUGGAUCUCAGUCGGUGUUCGCUGCUGGAUCAGAGCAUGCCCCAGUUGGCCAGCAUCUGCCAGCGGAUGCCACAGCUUCGGGUGCUGCGACUGGCGUCGACGAUGAUCACAAACUUGACGUAUGGAAGUCCUCCGCUGGACGUGUCCCGCCUCCAAGUGCUGGACGUGUCCGAAAACAGUCUCAACAAAAAGUCCAUCGAGUACAUGUUUGCCAAGUUGGACAUGUGCAUUUUGACGGAGCUGAACGUGUGUAAGUUGGGUUUGCUUGCGGAAUUUAAGCCAAAUCUAACCGUGGCGAUUCAGACGAAAGAGUUCGACAUGUUGAGCACGCUGAAUCUCAGCCAGUGUGGCCUCACCGAUGAUGAACUGUCCACACUGCUGGUUCCACUGCGAUCCAGUGCCGGAAAGUUGAAGCUGCUGGACGUGUCCUUCAAUCGGCAGUUGACGCAGAAAAGCUUCGUCGAGGUGUUCCGCACGUUAAACACCCACUCGCUGGAGAUGGUCCGAUUCGCCGAAAAUCCGCUGGUGUUGAAAGGCUUGAGCGAUGCGCUGAUGGACGAUAUUCAGUACGAUCGCGCCAGGUGCUACCCGUACGCGGUUGACCUGAUGAGACCGUUGAGGUUGGGCGAACCGGAGGCAAAAACGUUGCUGGAUAAGUUGACGGAUUUUUGGGAGCAGCUAUGGAAGGAACGUGGAGCGGUUUCGAUGAGCAAAUCAACGGUUUCGCUGAGGCAAAAGCAUUACACAUAAGUACUGCAUAAUUAUCCUUUUUCUGUGGUAAUAUACGCCUUUCCGGUGGAAA